Messenger RNA from Microtus ochrogaster (prairie vole), 3283 nucleotides. RefSeq names its product solute carrier family 6 member 2 (gene Slc6a2). NCBI's taxonomy places the organism in Eukaryota, Metazoa, Chordata, Mammalia, Rodentia, Cricetidae. The record is from RefSeq and is a predicted model, not a curated record. Gene Ontology annotation, biological process: sodium ion transmembrane transport; amino acid transport; dopamine uptake involved in synaptic transmission. Gene Ontology annotation, cellular component: plasma membrane; neuronal cell body membrane; axon. Gene Ontology annotation, molecular function: neurotransmitter:sodium symporter activity; norepinephrine:sodium symporter activity; dopamine:sodium symporter activity.
AUGCUUCUGGCGCGAAUGAACCCGCAGGUGCAGCCGGAGCUCGGCGGGGCGGAUCCGCUGCCUGAGCAGCCCCUACGGCCCUGCAAAACCGCGGAUCUGCUGGUGGUGAAGGAGCGCAACGGCGUCCAGUGCCUCCUGGCGUCCCAGGACGGUGACGCGCAGCCCCGGGAGACUUGGGGCAAGAAGAUCGAUUUCCUACUGUCUGUGGUCGGCUUCGCAGUGGACCUGGCCAACGUGUGGCGCUUCCCCUAUCUCUGCUACAAGAAUGGUGGUGGUGCCUUCCUGAUCCCAUACACGCUGUUUCUCAUCAUAGCUGGGAUGCCGUUGUUUUACAUGGAGCUGGCUCUGGGGCAGUACAACCGGGAAGGGGCAGCCACGGUGUGGAAGAUCUGUCCUUUCUUCAAAGGAGUAGGCUACGCUGUGAUCCUCAUUGCCCUCUAUGUUGGCUUUUACUACAACGUCAUCAUUGCCUGGUCACUCUACUACCUCUUUGCGUCCUUCACCUUGAACCUGCCCUGGACCAACUGUGGCCAUGCCUGGAACAGCCCCAACUGCACUGACCCGAAACUCCUCAAUGCCUCGGUGCUGGGAGACCAUACCAAAUACUCCAAAUACAAGUUCACACCGGCUGCAGAGUUUUAUGAGCGUGGUGUCCUUCACCUGCAUGAGAGCAGUGGGAUCCAUGACAUCGGCCUGCCCCAGUGGCAGCUGCUGCUCUGUCUGAUGGUCGUCAUCAUCGUCUUGUAUUUCAGCCUCUGGAAGGGUGUGAAGACGUCGGGAAAGGUUGUAUGGAUCACAGCUACCCUGCCUUACUUUGUGCUGUUUGUGCUCCUGGUCCAUGGUGUCACGCUGCCUGGUGCCUCCAAUGGUAUCAAUGCCUACCUGCACAUCGACUUCUACCGCCUCAAAGAGGCCACGGUAUGGAUCGAUGCCGCGACUCAGAUAUUUUUUUCCUUGGGGGCUGGAUUUGGAGUCUUGAUUGCAUUUGCCAGUUACAAUAAAUUUGACAACAACUGUUACAGGGAUGCCCUGCUGACCAGCACCAUCAACUGUGUUACCAGUUUUAUUUCUGGGUUUGCCAUCUUCUCCAUCCUUGGUUACAUGGCCCAUGAACAUAAGGUCAAGAUUGAGGAUGUUGCCACUGAAGGAGCUGGCCUUGUGUUUGUCCUGUAUCCAGAAGCCAUCUCCACUCUGUCAGGAUCCACUUUCUGGGCUGUCCUGUUCUUCUUGAUGCUUCUGGCUCUGGGUCUGGACAGCUCAAUGGGAGGCAUGGAAGCAGUCAUCACAGGGCUGGCAGACGACUUCCAGGUCCUGAAGCGACACCGGAAACUCUUCACCUUUGGUGUCACCAUAGGUACCUUCCUUCUGGCCAUGUUUUGUAUAACCAAGGGAGGGAUUUAUGUCCUGACUCUGCUGGAUACCUUCGCGGCAGGCACCUCCAUUCUGUUUGCUGUGCUUAUGGAAGCUAUCGGAGUUUCCUGGUUUUAUGGUGUGGACAGGUUCAGCAAUGACAUCCAACAGAUGAUGGGCUUUAAGCCAGGCCUGUACUGGAGACUGUGUUGGAAGUUCGUCAGCCCCGCCUUCCUCCUGUUUGUCGUGGUGGUCAGUAUCAUCAACUUCAAGCCACUCACCUAUGACGACUACGUCUAUCCUCCCUGGGCCAACUGGGUCGGGUGGGGCAUCGCCCUCUCAUCCAUGAUCCUGGUACCCGCCUAUGUCAUCUACAAGUUCUUCAGCAUUCGGGGCUCCCUUUGGGAGAGAGUGGCCUACGGCAUCACGCCGGAGAAUGAGCACCACCUGGUGGCCCAGAGAGACGUGAGGCAGUUCCAGCUGCGGCACUGGCUGGCUAUAUGAGCCUGACCCCUAGGAGGAGGAACCCAUGGGUCAACAUCCGGGUCAAGGGCAUCUUCUUCACCCCCGUGUGGAUGCCGCCGUGGGAUUCCUCUCCGGGAAGAACCCUUCCCAUCCCUCUUGUUUCCCCAGUUACCAGUGAUUCUGUUCACCUUCUGUUCAUCGGGCCUGGAUGCACGAGUGUAGAGAACUCUAGUUAGCCUCGAGGAGGAAUGGGGCCUGGCUUCUGGAACUCUGGCUGGAGGGCGAUCGCAGUGUAGCCUGAGCUGAGGUCCAUGGCUCUGGCAGAACCCCUUCCUGAAUUUAUUUGUACUUCAGACCAUAGAAGAAACCUUCGGUUCAUCGAGACCAAGAGAAGAUUGGCUUUUGGCUAGAUACCAAAAGCCCAACCAAAACCUGAUGGGGUUUGUGUGGGAGCCAAGGUUACCCCCCUCUUUCCACCUAGCACCACUCUGGUUUCUGAGCCUCUGUGUGGGAGCUGGGUUUAUUUGGCACCUAAAAUGUGACUGGUAGAUGCUGCAGGGCUUUUCAGCAGAAACCCUCCGACUUCGUUACCUAGCUAAUCUGAGGUUGGUUUAGGUAUAUUUCAGAAUAUUACUCUAGCUUCUGUUGUUUGGAUCGUCCCAAACUGUGACGUGACGGGAAGGAUGUAGCCGGACCACCAAUGAGGAAGUUCCACCAAGUGAGAUACUCCAGAAAGGUGGUAGAGGCAGCUAGAUGAAUCACCCUUGACAAGGCCACACACCGGUCAUGCUCUGUGUGACACAUGAAUGAUUCCAGAGACUUUCCUGGGGAUUGAGGCAUAGCAGAUAUCUCUGUCCUGUGGGGUUAGGUGGGUGCCUGAGGACAGCCUGAUAGGUGGCCAUGGUUCUUUAUGGUCCACAGACACUUUCUAAGCCUCCUCCUGGAAAUCCAGCAGGCAGGAAGAGGUCCUGAGCAGGGGGAUCUAUUGGCUUUGAAAAGGACAUGUUUCUUCAUUGACUAGAGUUAGCACCCGGAGGGGCACGAUGGGACCUACCACAUCACAGCACAGCUCCUCAUGUUCUGGGAGGGUAGUCUGCCCGGAAAGGACAGGUUGGUGGGGGUCAGGAAAUUUCUAGGUUCACUUAGUGCCCUCUGGUGGUUAGUUUUGGUUCAUUGCAGGAAAGGAUGGCUUGAUAAAUCCAUGGCAUUUCUUCGGGAUUUCUGUUUAUGGUUUGAGUCUCCUAUGCCCCUAUUUGAAAUUUAGAACCAUAGCUUGCCAUUGUGAUAGUGUUAUUUUGUGCUGCAGGUGUGUGUGUGUGCGUGUGUGUGUGUGUGUGUGUGUGUGUGUGUGUGUGUGUGUGUGUUGAAAAGGAAAAACGAAGUCACUGAGCUCACUGGGGUUGUGUAGGAGGCACACGGAAAAACUAGCAUGUCCCAAUGGAGUAUGCAAGAGGUUGGGUGAGGCCAG